AGCUAGAAGAAAAUAAAUUAAUAACAAUUUAUUUUACACUGUAACUAUGACUGUUUAUGCUCCUAAUUUUAUAGUUUAAAUCUGCGUGGUGUGCACUCAAUCGGAAAAGGAGUUGCUUAAUUUGUCGCACCAAAGUGCUGAUGAAUUACGGAUAUAUGUGCAAAGAUUAAAAUAUUCAAAACGAAUGAGCAAACAGCGCUAGUAAUGGAUGGAAACAAAAUAUUAAACAUAGUUUUAGAUUUAAAGGAUCUUAUUAAUGUAAGUGGAAAGGAAAACUUUCGGAUUUUUCGUUUAGUUCGUAAGCUGCAAAUAAAUGAAAAUGAAAAACAAAAGAUACCGACAACCUGCAUUCAAAAAUGGUUAGUGUCACAAACAAGGAUACUGACAGAUUUUUACACCGGUCUUCGAGCUCGUCUUCAGUAGAUGGUUAUAGUAACAUCCAGAUGAAAAGUUUGAUCAAGAAAAUGGAACUUGAAAAACACUAAAUUGAGAGAAUCCAACGUGAAGCUUCAGAGAGAGUCGAAACUCCAAGAUCAACAAAUCAGACAUCUUAAUCACCAAAUUGCUUGCAAGGAAAGAAAGAUUCUUCAGAAGAAUUUAGAAAAUGCUAAGAUUGACAAACUAAGAGGCAUUUUGAAGACAAAAAGAUCGCAAAUGAAAGAUCUUCAACAAGAUUUGCAAAUUCUCAGAGAAAAAAUUACACAUGAGCAGAGGAUUGCCAAGGAGCUUCAAGAAGAGAGAGAAAGGAAUAUAGAAAGGAACAAAUUAAAAUCUAAUCAAAAUCUUACGUUGAGAAAAAUGGUUGAGGAAAUAGAUAUUUUGUUGAAGGAAUUGAUAAAUGUAGUGAAGAUCUGGACAUGCCAAAGAGCACUUAUUGAAAAUCAGUCGACAAUUACUCCAUUGGCUGAAGAAUUACUUCACCGGCGGAAAGUACUGAGAGUGGCUAUAAAGGAGCUGCUUCAGGUUACACCAAGUAAAAAACAAUCCAAAUGCCUUCUUCAAGGAUGGCUGUUGCAGAACUUAACAGAACCGUUUGCAAAGAAGCCACUUGAGACUUCUUCUGUCACAUCCUCUCAUAUCACAGAAAAAAGUGAGAAAAACAGCAAGAGUUUCUUUUCAGAAGAUCCACUGCUCUCAAGAAAUUUUUCUUUACGAAGAUGGGCAUCUGACAGUCAACUUGGAAAGUUAACUUGUAGAAAUACUAUACAUUAAAUGCAGUUUAUGUAUUGAUGUUUUGAUUUGAA
Molecule: messenger RNA, 1244 nt
Organism: Stegodyphus dumicola
Lineage: Eukaryota; Metazoa; Arthropoda; Arachnida; Araneae; Eresidae
Source: RefSeq, a predicted model, not a curated record